Messenger RNA from Drosophila nasuta, 1737 nucleotides. It is a transcript of the gene Smu1, whose product is annotated as Smu1 spliceosomal factor. Gene Ontology annotation, molecular function: protein binding. NCBI's taxonomy places the organism in Eukaryota, Metazoa, Arthropoda, Insecta, Diptera, Drosophilidae. Gene Ontology annotation, biological process: mRNA splicing, via spliceosome. The record is from RefSeq and is a predicted model, not a curated record. Bases 119 to 1648 code for a protein of 509 amino acids. The transcript is spliced from 5 exons.
UAUCGGAAUAUUUUUCCAGCUGCAGAAGACGCGUUUUGUAAAGAAAACAAUAAAUAUUUUAGAAAAUUUGUUAAAUUAAUAAUUUUUAAAGACAAUUAAUAGUGCAUAUUAGCGCAACAUGUCUAUUGAAAUCGAAUCUGCCGACGUUAUUCGGUUAAUCCAACAAUAUCUGAAGGAGUCCAAUCUACUAAAGACGCUACAAACCUUACAGGAGGAAACUGGCGUCUCACUCAAUACAGUGGACAGCGUUGAUGGCUUCGUUCAGGACAUUUCGAAUGGCCACUGGGACACGGUGCUUAAAGUAACACAAUCGCUUAAGCUACCAGAUAAGAAACUACUCAAUUUGUAUGAACAAAUCGUACUGGAACUGAUAGAGCUACGUGAAUUGGGCGCUGCACGUUCUCUGCUGCGUCAAACGGAUCCCAUGAGCAUGUUAAAACAACACGAACCAGAGCGUUACAUACACUUGGAAAACAUGUUGCAACGUGCGUAUUUCGAUCCACGCGAGGCAUAUGCGGAGGGCAGCAGCAAAGAGAAGCGUCGCACAGCCAUUGCCCAGGAGCUGAGUGGUGAAGUGCAUGUGGUGCCGUCGUCUAGGCUGCUCGCAUUGCUUGGUCAGGCACUCAAAUGGCAGCAGCAUCAAGGUCUGCUGCCACCCGGCACCACCAUCGAUUUGUUCCGCGGCAAAGCAGCCAUGAAGGAUCAAGAAGAGGAAAUGUAUCCAACGCAACUAUUCAGGCAGAUCAAAUUCGGCGAAAAGUCGCACGUAGAGUGCGCACAGUUCUCACCAGAUGGACAGUAUCUGAUCACAGGCAGUGUGGACGGCUUUUUGGAAGUUUGGAAUUUUACCACUGGCAAAGUACGUAAGGAUUUAAAGUAUCAAGCUCAGGAUCAAUUUAUGAUGAUGGAACAGGCUGUGCUCGCAUUGAAUUUCUCACGCGAUUCUGAGAUGGUGGCAUCUGGUGCACAAGAUGGUCAGAUCAAGGUCUGGCGCAUCAUCACUGGUCAGUGUCUACGCAAGUUUGAAAAGGCGCACACCAAAGGCAUCACCUGUCUGCAAUUCUCCCGCGACAACAGCCAAGUGCUCAGCGCAUCAUUUGAUUACACAGUACGAUUACAUGGCCUCAAAUCGGGCAAAAUGCUAAAGGAGUUUAAGGGACACACAUCUUUUGUUAAUGAGACUACUUUUACGCCGGAUGGUCACAGUAUUCUGAGCGCAUCUUCAGACGGCACCGUGAAGGUCUGGUCAUUGAAGACCACUGAAUGCGUGGCUACCUAUAAACCGCUGGGCAACGAAUUGGCCGUUAACACUGUUUUAAUAUUACCCAAGAAUCCCGAGCACUUUAUUGUCUGCAACAGAUCGAACACAGUCGUCAUCAUGAACAUGCAGGGACAGAUUGUGCGAUCGUUCUCAUCGGGUAAGCGCGAAGGAGGCGCAUUUAUCUCAGCCACACUUUCGCCAAGAGGAGAAUUCAUUUACUGUGCUGGCGAGGAUCAGGUGCUCUAUUGUUUCUCGGUCUCAUCCGGCAAACUGGAGCGUACUUUAAAUGUUCACGAAAAGGAUGUCAUUGGUUUGACACAUCAUCCACAUCAGAAUCUUCUGGCCAGCUACAGCGAAGAUGGUCUGCUCAAACUGUGGAAGCCAUAGAUUAUGUUAGAUUUUACCAAUUACCUGCAUACUAAGUUAUAUUUAGUAGUUCUGACUUUUUACCUAUCAAUAAAUAUAAUUUUAACAAC